UACACCGCUGCCAUAGCCUGGCUGACGCGUCGGCAAAAACUCGCUGAAACGGCCGUAUCGCUGGAAUCUAUCGCUCGGAACAUGCCCAUGGCCCAGCCGUACUCGAUGCUGAUGAUGCACUCUGGGGAUCUCAGCUCGGAUUCCAUCCAGCACGAGUUCCGGGAUCGGCUAUUGGCCCGUGCAGCGGCACUCGAGACGGCGGAAGCGGGUGUGGCGCGUAAGCUGAGGGUUAUGGAGUCGAUGCUGGUGUUUGUGUACAUCAAUAUGGACGUCCCGGUGGGGAUCGCCAAGAAGGGCAAGGAUGCGCUGGAGCCAAUGUUUUUCGGAGGCAAUUGGCCUGGCUAUCACUCGAUGUGUCGCUUCUUUGCCGUGUCCAUCUUUUGGCACCCCCAAAUACGAAACUACGACUACUACAUGCGAAUGGACUCUGAUUCCUACAUCAUCACACCGAUGAUUGAAGACCCGUUCCGUCGCGCGGUCCGACACGGAAUCCGCUAUGCGUUCCGCAAAGCCGGCGGUGAUCCCGAUUUCGCCGUCCGCAAACUCCCCGCGUACCUGUUGGACUAUACCAACCGUCAUCCCAAAUUGGAUCUCGCCGACAAGCUCCGAGCGGGUCGCUUUCCGGUCAUGAAGGAAGACAAGGAUAUACCUACGUGGUACAACAACUGGGAGAUUGCGCAUCUGGCGAGCUUUAGGAAACCAGAGGUGGCCGACUUUUUGCUGGAUCUGUUGAAGCAUGAGGAGGGGUUUUACAAGCAUCGAUGGGGAGAUGCGGGGUUGCGUCGAGCCACGACCUUGAUGUUCUUUGAGCCAGGGACGGUGGUCCAGUACUGCGACUUUAAGUAUCACCAUCAGCACCCGAUGUACCAGGUGGCGUUGCCGACCGAAGAUGUGAGUUUGACAGGACUCCUCUAUUACCCACCGUCUCCAGUCGCAGCUGACCAUCCUUAG
Messenger RNA from Dioszegia hungarica, 951 nucleotides. RefSeq names its product glycolipid 2-alpha-mannosyltransferase-domain-containing protein. The record is from RefSeq and is a predicted model, not a curated record. The transcript has 4 exons. Gene Ontology annotation, molecular function: alpha-1,2-mannosyltransferase activity. Gene Ontology annotation, cellular component: membrane; Golgi apparatus. Gene Ontology annotation, biological process: cell wall mannoprotein biosynthetic process; protein N-linked glycosylation. The annotation marks the transcript as partial. Lineage: Eukaryota; Fungi; Basidiomycota; Tremellomycetes; Tremellales; Bulleribasidiaceae.